Messenger RNA from Macrobrachium nipponense, 4317 nucleotides. It is a transcript of the gene l(3)73Ah, whose product is annotated as polycomb group RING finger protein 3-like. The transcript is spliced from 4 exons. Gene Ontology annotation, biological process: regulation of transcription by RNA polymerase II. Lineage: Eukaryota; Metazoa; Arthropoda; Malacostraca; Decapoda; Palaemonidae. The record is from RefSeq and is a predicted model, not a curated record. The coding region runs from base 129 to 563 and encodes 144 amino acids. Gene Ontology annotation, cellular component: PRC1 complex.
GUAUCAUAACAAUAACAUUUUAAUUAAAAAUGGCCCAUAUGUUUUUUGUCCAUCGAGCAAAAAUGAAAGUGGCUUCUGGUUAAUGACAGAUGUGGAAGAGGUUAUGAUACUGUACAACUUAGUAAUGGAUGGUCUUCACAGCUCACAGUAACAAUGAAUUGAAACGUGAAAGAGAAUUUUAUCGAGCUAGAGGGGAAGUGUGUCCUAAGGACUUGCCACAAGCAAAUGAAGAGGAUCUUCAGCAGGAUGAUAAAGUUAUUAAUGAUACAGAUUACCACAGACUUGAUGAACAGGUUAACAUUUGCCUUGAGUGCAAGUACCCAACUUUAGCUCCAUUGAAACGACGAUUUAUUCGAUGCUCUGCUCAGGCAACCAUAACGCAUCUAAAGAAAUUUUUGGCUCUCAAGGUGCUUGAAGGGCCACAGAAAUAUCGAGAGAUUGACAUCAUGUGCAACGAUGAAAUGCUUGGAAAAGAUCACACACUUAAGUUUGUUCAGGUCACUCGUUGGAGAUUCCGCAGUCCACCUUUAAAGUUGUGUUACAGACCAAGGAUUGAUAUUUAAUCUUCAAGCUGGUGAACAUACUGAAGACAGUACAGUAGUUCAAUCAAAACAUUGAGUUCGUGAAACGAAAAAAAAUUUAGGAUAUGGGAUUACUCAGAGGUUUGUUUUGGAAUUCAUUUUGCAUUCUUAAAGAUUGUUCUGUGCUAUAUUCGAUAUUCGGGAAUUUGUUCUUCUUUUUUUGAGCUAUUGUACUUACUUCAUUAUUAAAAACUGUGUUAUAUACUUGUACAAAUAAAUGUUAUUUUAUUUGAUGAAAUUGGUUGUUCAUAUUUUGUAUUGGCAUUUUCUGCAAAUGAUUCUAAACAAAACUUGAAAAACCAGUACUGUUAACAUGAUCUUUGGAUAGUUCGAUAACUGUAAGAGGUGGCAACAUGUUUUUUCGAAGUUUUUGAAGGUUAGUUUUUGGGUUUGAGUCACCACAGACUCCUUUUGGAGAGAUUUUGUCAUUCAAGUUUUGGUUUUGAUGUAAAUUAGUAGCUUUAUCCCUUUUAUUAGUUUUAUAUGAAUUUUUUUUUUUAUGAUAUUGCUUCUUAUCUGGAGAGCAUGCAUUUUCUCACCUAUAGAAUCAAAGCAAGGACAGUUUGAUUUGUCUGCUGCUCUCCCAUACUUGCUUAAAUUCUCUUUCUUCUCACUAAAGUAGAACUCUCAGGUAGCCCAGUUUUGUGGGUACUAUUGAAGACAGUCUUUCUUGGAGAUGAAGGAGGGGCUCCUCUUCUUUUUGUGUGGCCUUGUAACAUUAGCCAUGGUAUCACUCUGAUCUCAGCAGUUCCAGUCUUUCUCAUUUUGGUGGGUUUAUUCAAAUUGUGGAAUUCUGUUAGUUUUUUCAAGAAGCGGUAUGCUAUAUCUGCCCAUAUUCUUUGUCAGUUCCCAAGAGGCUAGGAUUAAAAAAGAUCAUUGGGUUUUCUAUACCACUAGCCUUCUCUAUGAAGGAGAUGGUGUGGUGAGAAACUGGCUUACUCUGUCAUUCAGAUCCAGAUUUAGGGUAAAAGGUUACUUAUAUAUUUUGUUUUACAACAAACUUAUGAUUAAAAUUUGCCCAUAUUCGUGGUUUUCAAGAUUCAGGGCUCAUAAGAAGUACCGUAGUAAUAUGUUUGCAGGGAAAAAAAAUGUUUUUAAUUACAGUUUAUGUUUUUGUAGUUGUCAGUUACUACAACUUUUUACGUGAAUUGAUAAUGUUUUUCAUAUAUGUCAACUUAAAUGGUUUGUGGAUGGAAAAUAAAAUAUUUUUACUUUUUUCCUAAUACUCGGCAUAUAUAGUUUUCAGUUGAAUUUCUCAUUAUGCUUACGUUGCAUUUUUCUUAAAUAUGGAUAGAAACUUUGCAUAUUGGUAUUUUAAAGAUUUAAUGAAACACUUACAAAUACUCUAGAUUGUUUGGUACAUGUCUUUUUUUCAGACAUAUACCAAACAAUCUAGAGUAAGCAAGUCAUUAAUAGGUUUAAUAUUAUGUCCAUGCACUUGCAGUUGGUAAAAAAGAAGGCAUAGAAGAUCCAAAACUUUGAGCGGUUCAAGUAUGUUAUGUAUAACUUCAGGACAUUUUGAAUUUUAUUUAGCCUUAUGAUGUAAGAACGUUUGUUUUGCUGUCUUAGGUUGUCAGCGAUUGCCUGCGCAACAAUUAUUUGAUGUAAAGGACAUAUUGAUUAGUUAACCGAUAUGAAUUUUUUGUAAAUGUAAAUAUUACUGAAAUAUAUUGGGGUACAAAGCUUGAUCUCACUGUAAUCUUGUACAUUCUAUAUUGGAACCCCCUUAUGAUAGAAAAUUUCAAUUACAUAUGCUCCUGUAAUUGUGUAGUAAUUAUAAUUAUAAUUUUGUUGGUGCUUUUCCUUACUACAUAUUUAUUGGUCCAUAUUUACUGUAGGCAUAUGUUACAGAGAAAUACUGGUUGUCGCUAAUAGAUUACUGUGUAUGGUAAACACCUUCAAGGGUUAGGUUUUUGUAUGUUAAAUUUUGUUUGGGUGUUAGAGAGUUUUAUUAUUAUUUUUCUGAAUGGAAUGUGCUAUUUUGUCAUCAGGCAUUUCAUAUGAAAAUGUGUUUACCAACAGAAGUAUUGUUUAUUGAGCUGCAAUGUGCUGCAAUUAGGAAUAAUUUUUUAAGACAAGAUAUUUCAAGUGAUCAGAUUAUCAGAAAAUUAUUUCCGACAUCAUGAGAAACUAAUCUCAUGUUAUUUUUAUGCUGUAAGUCUACAAAGUUCAAAGCAUGAUUAUUUUAUAUUAAACUGUGCAAAAAUUCUAAUACUUGGUACCUGUGUCAUCAGUUAAUGUGGGUAAUGUAUCCAUGAGUAAUGUUAAAGUUUUGUUUAUUAUUGUGAUGACAGGCGCAUUUGCUGAUGCAUGUUGCUAAUAAGAUUGUAAAGUGUAAAUCCUUGCAUAAAGCAGUAGUAACAAGAUUAUCAGCAGAUGUCUGUGUAUUGUGUGCAAACCUCUAUUUACUUACAAAAUCUAACAUGGUAGUAGUCAAGAUAGUCCAAUAAGUAAGACUUGGCGAAGUUCCCCCCUGGGCAAAUAGCCUUCCAGGGCUGAGGUGCCAUAUACUUGCAUUAUGAGUGUCUUUGCUACCUUGGAUAUCACGCAGUGCACAAAUUUGGUUUGGUAGUAGCUCAAAUUUUUUUCUACCCUUCACCCUCUCACCUUUUCUUGAUCAAACUAGUGGUGCAACUUCUUUUGUGGUUAGAUUAAGGAUUGAAUGUAAUAAAGGAAAUGGCUGCUUUUUAUAAAAAUUUUUGGUUUUGUAAGUUGAAAGGUGAGGAAAGUAAAAGUAAGAGUGAAUACCUGUACUACUGCUAUUUUAGUUAGGAGGAAUAUGUAGGUAACUGUGGUGACUAAGUGAAAGAAUUAAGUUUUUUUUUUUUUUUUUUUUUAAUACAAAUCUUAACUUUCUUGCAAACUGCAGGCUGGCCCAUAAAUGGUUAUGCCUCUUACUUUUUCCCACUUAUACUACUUGUCUAACAUCACAUCAUAUGUAAUGGCAAGCUUAUGCAAAGUGAAAAGGUAUAUACAUAUAGUAUAUAUAUUUAGAAAGAAAAUUUUCAGACACCAAAAUGAGCUAAUUUAUAACAUGUAUCACAUACUGUAAUUCAUAUGGACAUUCUCAUUGUCAUUUGUAUAAAAGUUGCACUUUCAUUUACCAUAUUUUCUACCGAGGUAUUUGUAAUGUACCUAGUUUUCAUGUUUACAUAUAUAUAUUUAAGGAAAUCAUCAUAUGUAUAUAUUAAGACUAAUGCCAGUUCUUAGGGUUUGGGGGGUAUAUGGUACAAGGGCUACCAGCAAGCCAGUUGGUUAGUGGUUCAAAAAUUGAGUGGUACGUGGUGGAAAUUUUUUGAAGCACUCUUGGAACAAGUUCAGGCUAGUCAAAUUUUAAUACUUUCUUUUUAUUGAAAAUUUGAUUGUACAGUAUUUUAUUUUCUGGUGGCCUCCUAAACUACUUGUGAAUCACUUCUGAAUUAAAGGAAAAGAUGAGGAUUCCAGUAUAAGUUGGUGGUCAGAAUUUUUUUUCGUAUGUAGUGAGAAAUGCCGUUAGCAAUAUUUGACAUAUCGUUCCUGUCAGAGUACUACGAGGAAUAUGAAAGGCUUUUAGCAAUUAAGCUUGUUUUAGAUCUCAAGUACCUUAAAUUGUAUCAGUUUACUUCUAACAUCCAAACAUCCAUAAGCAGUGUACCAUUUUUAUUUAUCAAAAGACCACUUGGAUUGCAUUUCAACAUGUUAGCUGGCUACCAUGAGUGUUAAAACUUCCAGACCAUUAAAAAUAAAGACAAGCUAA